AUGGCGAAUCUCACAGCCCUCCACACAGAGUUAAUAGAUCACAUCUCGACAUAUCUUGACGUCCCCGACAUUGCCUCCCUACGACUAACAUGUCGAACAAUGGGACGAAAGGCCACUUCGUCCAAAUUCACCGCCCUAUUCAAGCAGAAAAAUAUCCAACUCUCCACGCAAGCCCUCCAACGGCUGGUUCAAGUCACAUCGCAGGGAAGUCUGGGCUGUCUCUUGGAGGACUGUAGUAUAACGGGCAUCGCACAAUUACCCCAAGCGUCGCUCUCUCAAACAGAUCAGACUACAGAACUUGUGCAGCUGCUCACAACAGCAUUUCGAAACCUGAAGCAGCACUCACCAAACGGGAAGAUCACCUCGAUUCGUCUCCUGGUCGUUGCCAGAGAACAAGAUGCCAUUGGGAACUUGGUUGAACCAGCGGUAUUCAGAUCGUGGGGGGCAAUUUGGGCUGCGGCGUCUCACACAUUCAAGGUCGUCAUGGCAGCGCUGAGUAACUCCGGGCUCUAUGUGGAGUGUCUAGACAUAUUUAACAGCAUCAAUGGAUGCAGUCUGGUCAUUGACGAUUUCAUGUCAGACUUGAAAACAAAACAGUUGUGGCCUUUGCUCAAAACGCUGAGUGUGAGUCUAUCCGCCAAACCAGUCGUCGACAAGUGGCUCAUCGACGAGGCCAUGGAGCACCAAUAUCAGCCUGCUGGACCUGAGGAAAUAUGGACUGCAGACCAGACACUUCGGGCAAUCGCAAAUACAAUUUCACACAUGCCUUUCUUGCAGAGUCUGAAUGUUCAUUGGUACAUUAUUGGGAAACCAGAGACACCACCUACCGAGGUGUCCAGCAAUCUAUUCAACGACACCACAAUGCAGUCUUUCAAAUGGACGGGCAUCCAAGAGUGCAGCCUCCACGGAAUACAAGCCACUCCUACACACCUACUCCAAUUUCUACAGACCUUCCGUCCUCAAACACUCACGCUUACUGAUGUUUCCCUGGUGGGGGGGACGUACUCGCCAAUAUUUGAGUACCUGAGUAGCGCAGAGAGCUCCGUUACAAGCUAUCACUUAGACGACCUUGAUGAAACCCGACAUCUAGUCCAUUUCAACCAUGUCAAGGGAACUCCCAAGUUUCGGUAUAGAACCGGUGAUUUCGGGCCAAGCACAGUCUCGCGAUGCGGGCUGAGCGUCAAAGAACCGAUAAGUUACCAGCUCGCUCAUUCCAGGGUUCUCGGCUCUGGUGAGCGAGCGAGAUGGCUCAAGAGCAAGGCAGAGCGUUAUGGACGACGGCCAGGCUACGCUCGGUACAACUUUAUAUCCCUGAACUCUACCGAAUCCGUGGUGUCAACUAAUGUUGACCAAGAACAGGGCACAUGA
Molecule: messenger RNA, 1368 nt
Organism: Pochonia chlamydosporia 170
Lineage: Eukaryota; Fungi; Ascomycota; Sordariomycetes; Hypocreales; Clavicipitaceae
Exons: 1
Coding region: 1-1368 (455 amino acids)
Molecular function (GO): protein binding
Source: RefSeq, a predicted model, not a curated record